UUUUUUGUAUUCAGAAGAUCAGGAUUUUUUUUGUUAUACGUCUGUGUCCACGUCUGAGUGGGUUGGUUGACCCUAAGUUUGUACUAGAAACUUCUUCGAAUCGAAUCGGAGUCUUAUGGAGUAGUAGAGGAAUACCCCGCAGCCGGAUCUGCUGACGUGUCGGCCUCUGGUUCCUCAGAGGAGAGGAGAGACCAGGCGGCACCCGGUCAAUACACUGCCACCAUGGCAGCUGCGCUCUUCUACAAAAAAUGCGUGUUAUUACUCAUAUUUUAUUUUGGAUCAAUUACCGCUUUGGAUAGAAGAUUUUCCGACCUCAAAAUAUGUGCAGACAAGGAGUGCAGUAUGCUCCUUGUUCGGGGGAAGAUGAUUGAUGAUUUCUCAGGACCGGAUUGUCGAUUCCUGUCCGCCAAGAAAUCUGAAAAUGUUUAUGUGUACUACAAAUUAGGUGGCAAGAGAACAGACAUGUGGGCCGGAAGUGUUGGGCGUCAAUUUGGCUACUUCCCAGAGCACCUAAUUGAAGUUAACUAUGUAUAUACCGAAACUGAAAUAGUACUUCCAACAGAGGAAACAGAUUUUGUCUGCUUCGACACAGGAUUUAAUGGUCAUGAUGACUAUGAUAUAGAUUCAUUGUUAGGCCACUAUUCCACAAAGAAGGAUGGUGACAACGAGGACACAGUCGACCUGACUGAAACUGCAGACGGUGCAGAAAUACCAUCAGAAUCAACGGAUAGGCCAUCUGAAAUUGUGUCUAUGGACAAUGAUGAUAUUUAUGACGGCGAUGGUGAUGAUGAGGAAGAUGAUGGUGAUGGUCAUGAUGCCUCUCAUAACACAGAUGUGUUCCCAGAGGAGCCAAGUGCAGACUCUCUGCCUGCAGGGACAACAGAGCCGGCCAGACAAGAAGCUGAAGAGCAGGAGCCAGGGGCUGCAUCUGAUGUGACCCAGACCCACACAGACCUCUCAGCUGCUCAUGAGAACCACUCUACUGCUCAUGAACCACCAACUGCUGGAGAUUCCACUCUGGAAAACGCUGAAUCGGACCAACGUGAAACCGAUGGGGGAGACACGGAUGAUCUCACGGUUGACCCAGUCCCUCCAGAGGAUCAUUCUACUGCAGGUGGACCUACAUCCACCGUUGCCAGUGAUAAUGAGGAGGCUGGCAGGGCUAGCCCUCAUGAUGAGACCAUGGUUAAACCAGUCCCUGAAAAAGAUCCUGAGGCUGCAGUUGGAUCUGCCUCCCUAUUGACAAAGAGUGUCCCAGAGUUAAGAAUGACAUCCAAAACACCAGACGAAGAUACCGCAGAUGAUAAUGACGAUGAUGAUGAGGAGGAGUUUGCCAGUGAUGUCAUCUCUGUUGAGGCAAAGAGUGAAGAGCCAAUCAAAGAUGUGGAGAAUGAGAUGAUUAGGCCACGUGUUCCUGGAAGUGGCCAUCCUAAUGAGGGUCCCAGUGAAACCCAAAAAGCUGUAAAUAAUAAUGAUGAAGAUGAGGAGGAAGAAGAUGAUGACGAUGAUGAGGACAUACCCAGGACUAAAAACAGCUGGUCUUCACUUGGCGACACUGUUUUUGCAAUCGUCAGUGGCGGUAGAAGGACGGCAGAGGUUUCGACUUCAGAAGACGUCCUGGACAAACGAGAAGAAAUUACCCCAGAAAAACGUCCAGCCCAGGACGGUGUAGACAUCAACGCGCCACCCGCCAAAGAGCCACCAUACGACGAUCAAGCUGACGAAGAUACUCUCAUAUUUUUGGAGGCGGACACAGAAGACAUAGACCAUGAAGCUGUGCCUCUGGUGUUUAAUCACCAAAGAAGCGAUGAAGAAAAACACGGUGCAGUCGAGCACCCAACCGAGCAGGAGCUUGAGCCCGCUGACGAGCAGGCGACGCAAGAGAAUCCACAGGAGUUCUCCACCGCAGAAGAUCCCAACACAAGAGAUCUCCCUGCCGAACCUUCAUCUCACCUGUUGGACGCUGAGGCACCCAACGAGCCCAAGGUGUCAGGAAAUCCUGAUCUGGGUGAAGACAACAACGAAGAGGAGGGCGAUGAAGACACUUAUGAUGAUGAGGAUGAUGUUGAUGCAGGGCAGGCCAAGGACAUGUCAGUGCAUGCUGGGGAUGGAACCGGAGAUUUAAAAGAAGAGGAAACAUUGACCCGCCGUGAAGCGGGGUAUGUAAUGGACAAUGAGAACGACACAGAUACGCCUGACGGGAAUGACAGCUUAUUGAGGCAGGAUUCGGAAAACUCUGGAAAAGAGCUGGAAAACAAUGCAACUCAAGAAACUGAGAUUAACGAGGACCUACACACAGACGAGGAGCUGCCAUCAAAAGAAUAUGAUAUGCAGGAGGAGGAGACGGAACGGGGUGAAUUACUUGAAGACGAAAACGCCCUUUCAAACUCCAAGCCCAGCGAAGAAACGUACGAACCCCCGACAGGAAGCGACGCGUCCAUGACACCGGAGCCGGAAUACGGCGACGAUGUGCUGAGGCUGACCCUCAUGCGUGCCCAUUUCAAGGACGAGGACAUGAAGCGCAUGCGGAAGUUCCUCAGCCUCAGUGACCUCCUCAAGGCCGAGGCCCUGUUCGCCGACCUCGACCUGGAGCUGCAGGCGGCGCGCCUCAACGACAUUUCCCCCGCCGAGGACAUCGAGAAGUCUCUGGACGCCAUCCUGGAGGCCUCGGAGAACGUCAUCCUGGACGAGAUCGAGAAGAUGCUGGACAGCAGGGACCCGAAGCAGUAUGACGGCGAGCACAAGGAGGGGGUCCUGUUCGACGAGGAGGCUCAACUGCUGGACGAGUUUCAGGAGCUCGUGUUCAAACUGCGGCAGAAGUACUCUGCAGCCAGCGACAGCACACCUCUGACGGCUAAUGGAGAACCAGUGCCUCGCCAAGCUGACUACACAUCACACAACCCAGAGGUCCAAGCAGAGAUCCCCCCACCCGUUGUCCGGGCCGAGCAAGACGACGGUCCCACCGAGGAGAACAAUGGCAGCGUUGUGGUCCCCGACGUGACGGAGAAGCAGCCAGAGAGCGAUGCAGAGCAGGGGGCGUUGGACGAGGCCCACCAGGGCGCUGACCUCAGUGUGGGGGCAGACGGGGGACACUUCAACAGGAACGAAGACAAUCAACCCAGUUACGGUGGGGCGGAAGACAUGCAGAAGAUCCCACCAGCUGUCCUGGAGAAGCCCUUUGACCUGGGAAUCGGCAUGGAGAUGGAGAGCUCCUCAGGUUCUCUGGACACAGUGACGCCAGUGGGGGAUUUACAUGAAGAAGAAGAAGAAAAAAUGGGUUUAUUCUCAAGUGGACUGUUUUACAGUGGUUGUCUUCUUUCCAUGAUGAAGACAAGUGUGACCCAUUGGGUGAUCGUGGUGAUCUCCCUUCUGCCAGAAGAAUGGCGGCCGGGGGAGACCCUGCUGGGCUGUCCUUGGCAAGCCGUUAUCGUCACGGCCCUGGUGGGGGUCUUCACCAUCGUUGUCUUCAUAUGGAAUACCAUUCUGGCUGUCAAAAAGAAGGAGUAUCUUGUGACUGACAAGUGGCUUAAAGACCAAAUAACAUCGCUCAAAAAAGGAAAAGAAGACGCGGUUUUAAAGGUGUCAGAGCUCCAGCAAAUGAUUCAGGAUUUACACGAAAAAAAGAAACAAUCUGAAGAAAGCGCUUGUCAUGCCCAGAGAAAGAAUAAGGAGCUAGAGCGGAAACUGGGAAAGUCAGAAAAACAAACUAAGCGAUUCGAAGAGGAAGUCCGAUCCCACUCUGCGCUUCUUGAAGAGCAGAAGGCGAACAAUCAGAGGGACAACGCCAGAAUCGAACAGUUGAUGAAGGCCAACGAGCAGCUGCAGCUCAGCCGGAAGAAGAGCAAGCAAGCCUUCGAGCAGGCCACCGUGUUCCUGGAUGAGGCCAAGCUGCACGAGAAUGCACGAAGAGUCCAGCAGAAAUGUCUAGAGAGGGAUUAUGCAGUGCUGAAGGAACAAAACAAUGAGCUCAAGGCAUCCAUGAAAGGCUGGGAGGAAAAACACGAGGACCUGAACAAGCGGAUCAAGCUCUACCAAAAGUCCCAGAAGGAGCUUGAAGACUUGGUCACCCUCAAAGAUCACAAUGUGGAGGUACUGUCUAAUCUUCUGGGUGACCUGGAUGCUUUUGAUUGCCAAAAAGGGGACACACAAGUACUAGCCAACGGCGAGCUACCUAACGAUAAGAAAACGAUGAUAAAAAACAGGAUCAAGCAGAUGACGGACGUUUCACUGGUCCAGACCACUCUGUUUGUGGUUGAAGAGGAGCGGAACGGUUUCAUGGCCAAAUUCCUCAAUGAGGAAAAGACUAGGAAGGUGCUUGAAGAGCAACACCAGGAGCUGGAGCACUCCAUCGCCACCAUAAAGAGCGAGAAGAGCCACAUUGAAAAUCAGUACAAGAUCCUCGAGCAGAAGAAUGAGAUCUUGACCGAGAUGUACCAGCAGAAGCAGAAUGCUUUGCAGCAGAAGCUGACCAAAGAGGAGAUGGAGCGGCGCAACAAGGAGACCCUGCUGUCCACGGUCGGCGGCAAGACCCUGGAGGCGGAGUCCCAGGUGAAGCUGCUGCGGCAGCGCAUCGGCGAGAUGGAGGAUCAGAUGAAGAAGGCCGAGGUGGCCUACAAGGAACAGAUUAAAGAGCAGGAGAAUAAGACUCAUUCAAAUUGGAUGAGCGCGCGGACGGCUGAGCGCGCGGUGAACCAGGAGAAGAUUGAGACGUCGAGGCUGCGGGACAAGCUGGGUCUGCUGUCGUCCCAGCUCAACGAGUACCGCGCCCACCUGUUCCAGCCCAACCCGGGACACGUCGGAGCCCGCCCAGCAGCAGGGGACUCCUACGGGCCCUCUCCCGUCAGCGGCGGGGCCCCGUCCCCCCCUACCAGGAUGGAGGACCCCCGGCGGGCCCCUUCCGCCCCACUGGGGGACCGGAGGAUCGAUCGCUACGGUCCCCGGCCUCCGUCUGACCCGCAGGGCCGUUACCACGACAACAAACACGCCCCUCGAAUGGACAUGUCGGGCCCCCGGACCUCGUCUCCGGCCACCAGGGACGACUCGACUGUCGAUUCUGAGCCCCUGGCUGAGGCCUGCGAUGAGGGACCAGAGCCAGUGAGUAUGAAGGAAGCAGAAGACCAGGGCCCCGGCUCCUUCUCCUCCUCCGCCAUCAUGGACUCCCCGCCCUCCAACCCGUCCCGGGGGUCCCCCCACGACGCGCACUACGACGGCCCCCUCCUGCCCCCGGGCCCGCGCGGCGGCCCCCCCCCGCCGGGCCUGUACCGGCCCCCGCCGCUCGGCCCCAUGUACCCCCCGCUCCCCGGGAUGAUGGGCCCCCGCGGGCCGCCCCCUCCCCCUCUCCACUUCCGGCCGCCGCCACCGGGGGCCAACGGUGGCCCCCCGCCGCCGGGGUACAUGGGAGGGGAGUACGGCCCCCGCCCGCCCAACGGACACGCCUUCAACCCCCGGCCGGAGCCCAGGGGCCCGCCGCCGCCCCACAUGCGGCCUCAGCUGCCGCCACCACAUUACGGACCACACGGCCUCCGCGGACCAAUGGGACCGCAGCCCCCCUUCUCCCCUGACAUGCGGUACUCGGGACCACCAGGACCACCCGGACCCGGGUACCCUCCCGGACAGGCCUACCCACCUGCUCCAGGAGGCGUCCCGCCUCACCAACCACCACACGGAGACGGCUACGCGCACGCGCCCCCGCCAGACGCCCACCGGCCCACCUCCGCCGUGGCGGCGGCCGGCCCUGGACAGGGUCGGCGAGACACGGCCCCCCAGGACCCUGUGAACUCCAUGACCAGUAUGGCCGAGCCUUGACGACCAAACCCAUUGCCUACCGACAGACAGCAAGAAGAAUACCCACAUUGACCACUAUAAUCAAGGAUGCUGUCUGUAUUUCUGAUUUAUUUUCCUACUUCAUCAUUUCAUUUAAUUAUGUAGAGGAAAAAAAACUGCAUUGAAAAAAAUUAUAUCAUUAAAAACAUAUUUGCAUUUCAAUAUCAAAUCAAUCGUGUUGCGGGAAAUUGUAUGAUUAUGGAAGAGGAUUGCUACAUGUAAGAAUGCUUAUUGUGCAAUAAUAUUUCUAUUCAAUGACUGAACUUUUUGUUUUAGCAAAUAGGGUUUUUUAAGAGGGGAAACUUUUUUUGUCUUCAUGUCAUUUCCUGUGGAAAUAGUUAAGAAAAUGUGGGGCAGGGCGUUUUAGAAAAAACGGUGCGAGGAAAUGUGUAAUUUGACGGCCAGAUGUAUAACUUAUUUUAGUAUGAUCUUAGAAAUUUUAUUAAUAAACAGUGCAAAAUCCUC
Molecule: messenger RNA, 6288 nt
Organism: Gadus macrocephalus (Pacific cod)
Lineage: Eukaryota; Metazoa; Chordata; Actinopteri; Gadiformes; Gadidae
Gene: mia3
Product: MIA SH3 domain ER export factor 3
Exons: 28
Coding region: 223-5805 (1860 amino acids)
Biological process (GO): protein secretion; endoplasmic reticulum to Golgi vesicle-mediated transport; vesicle cargo loading
Cellular component (GO): endoplasmic reticulum exit site; endoplasmic reticulum membrane
Molecular function (GO): protein binding
Source: RefSeq, a predicted model, not a curated record